GUAGGUAUCUGGGGCAUUUAGAAAGUAUAAAUCGGACUGGUUGUAAUAAGCUGUCAACCUGCUGUAUUCUAAGCAGAUAUUUCCUUGAUUGGUAGUCCAAUGUCAUAAGGUGUAUUUCCACCUGCAUGAAAGUCCAGGUGCGAAGCACAUCGUGAAUCUAGUUUGGAAGUCGCAACCACAAAACCCCAUACCUUCCAAGGUUCCUAAACGAUACCUACAGCACAGCGUAGCAAACAAGUCCGAAGUCCUAGAACUCAUUCCAUUCCUCAUCCUCCCUAUUCCAGAAUUGUGUCUUCCAUUUCGAUCGAGACGCACCAGGUUGGCUGAUAUUGGCAACAUGACUGACCCUCUACUAAAACGUCGACGCCUAAGCAAUGGGAAUGACGAUGUGUUAGGCAGUUCUGGCGACGCUGAACGAGCCACUCCGUCUUCUCUUUCUCAUCCCAUCAGCCCUCCAAGGAAGAAAAUGAAGACUGAAAGGAAAAUCUUAGCAUCACCGUUCCGACUGACAUCAAUCAGGGACCUCUCUGAUACCGACAAUGUAGAUGCAGUAUCGCUGAGCGACUUAGUCGGCGACCCUCUUAUUGCCGAGCUGUGGGAUUUUAACUAUCUGCAUGAUGACUUGAAAGUUGACUUUCUGAUGGAACAUCUCGACGAGGAUACAAGGGCUCUGACUAAAAUCCACAUUGUUCACGGGUUCUGGAAGCGAGGGGAUUCUAACAGGUUAAUGCUUCAAGAACAAGCAAGACAGCACCCAAAUGUCACUCUUCACACAGCUUAUAUGCCUGAGCUGUUUGGCACCCAUCACUCUAAGAUGCUCGUGCUCUUCCGGCACGAUGAUACAGCCCAGGUUAUCAUCCACACUGCGAACAUGAUUGCAAAAGAUUGGACAAAUAUGACCAACGGUGUCUGGAUAUCACCAGUACUUCCCAAACUCCAGUCACCACCGCAAGAGGCCAGCACAUGUGGGGCUAUAGGCAGCGGACCACGUUUCAAGUUCGACCUACUAAACUACCUUCGGGCGUAUAACGAAAGACGAAACGUCUGCGAGUCCUUAGUUGAGGACCUCGCAAAAUACAAUUUCUUUGCUGUCCGUGGGGCUUUAGUAGCAAGUGUGCCAGGGAAGCAAGACGUCGAACUGGCACCAGAGGUAACUUGUUGGGGGUGGCAGGCGCUACGGCAGACCUUAAAAACUGUGCCGUUACAAGCAGGGGCGUCGGAGAUCGUUGUGCAGAUAUCAUCGAUUGCAACGCUGGGGAUAGACGAUACAUGGUUACAACGUUACCUCUUUGACUCGCUCUCAACCUCACGUCCUCCACGCCGGGAAGAAUCAGCUACUAGACCUAACUUCAAGAUCGUUUUUCCCACCCCGGACGAGAUCCGUCGAUCACUGGACGGGUACGCAUCUGGCGGCUCGAUCCACACAAAGAUCCAGCACCCAAUACACAUGAGGCAACUCCGAUAUGUCCGGCCAUUCUUCCAUCACUGGGCAAAUGACAGUUGUAAAGGGGGAUUAACAAACGCAUCCACAUCAAACGACAAUGCCAGAAUCUCAGGCCGGAAACGGGCAGCACCCCACAUCAAGACGUACAUAUGUUACGGCGCCAAGUCAAUCGACUGGGCUCUCCUCACCUCGGCCAACCUUUCAAGGCAAGCAUGGGGCGAAGCCACCAACAAACUCGGAGAAGUGCGCAUAGCCUCCUGGGAAAUCGGUGUUCUGGUUUGGCCAGAGCUGCUGACGGGUGACCCAAAGGCGACAAUGGUAGGCACGUUCAGGACGGACGAGCCAAGCCGAGAGGAGUAUAGCGAUAGUGAUGAAGACUCGCCUAUCGUGGGACUCAGAAUUCCGUAUGAUUUACCCUUGCAAAAAUACGGGGAUGCAGAGGUACCGUGGGUGGCAACAAUGGAGUAUACGGAGCCAGACUGGAAGGGGCGAAUGUGGCCGGGCAAUUGA
This is a messenger RNA of Xylaria bambusicola, 1954 nucleotides long. RefSeq names its product tyrosyl-DNA phosphodiesterase. Gene Ontology annotation, cellular component: nucleus. The record is from RefSeq and is a predicted model, not a curated record. The transcript has 5 exons. NCBI's taxonomy places the organism in Eukaryota, Fungi, Ascomycota, Sordariomycetes, Xylariales, Xylariaceae. Gene Ontology annotation, biological process: single strand break repair; double-strand break repair. Gene Ontology annotation, molecular function: 3'-tyrosyl-DNA phosphodiesterase activity; double-stranded DNA binding; single-stranded DNA binding. The coding region runs from base 338 to 1954 and encodes 538 amino acids.